Messenger RNA from Durio zibethinus, 1857 nucleotides. Lineage: Eukaryota; Viridiplantae; Streptophyta; Magnoliopsida; Malvales; Malvaceae. The record is from RefSeq and is a predicted model, not a curated record.
AUGGGCCAAUACCUGAUUUACUUCUUGCUCUAUUUUCAACUCAGUACUCUUUCCUUUCUAUCAGCACAGCCACUCUGCCAUGAAGAUGAGCGUCUUGCCUUGUUGCAAUUCAAGGAAAGCUUUAUCAUCGAUAAAAUUAAUACUUCUGCUGAUCGUUGUGUUUUCCCUAAGGUUGAUCAAUGGAAGUUUCAAGGGGUUGAUUGCUGCUCCUGGGAAGGCGUCGAAUGUGACCACAAUACUGGCUAUGUGAUAAGCCUUAACCUCAGUAAAAGUUGCCUUCAUGGCUCUAUCAAUUCCAGCAGCAGCCUGUUUCGUCUCGUUCAUCUUGAAAAGCUUAACCUGGCAUUCAAUAACUUUAGUUACUCCGAGAUACCAUCAGCUUUGGGCAAUCUUUCGAGGUUAACAUAUCUGAACUUGUCUUAUUCUUCAUUUUCUGGUCAGAUACCAUUUGCAAUUUCAAAGCUUUCCAAGUUAUCUACUCUUGACCUGUCCCUUAAUUCUGGUGUUAAUCCUUCUGAAGGAUUGUUGGAACUUAAAAGGCCCGAUAUGAAGAGCUUAGUACAGAAUUUAACAAGGUUAACAUACCUUGAUCUUUCUUUGGUAGAUGUAUCUUCUCCAAUUCCUAGUGUCUUGGCAAAUUUGACAUCAUUAACAUCUCUUAGUUGCCACAAUUGUAAAUUGUUUGGAAAAUUCCGGAAGAUGUUUUCAAUCUACCAAACUUUCAGCUCCUUGAGCAGUCAGCUUAAGGUAUUGUCAAUUUGGAUGACAAAUUUUUCUGGUGAAGUACCUGCCUCAAUUGGGAAUCUUCAUUCAUUGGAAUUCUUGGCACUUAGCCAUUGCAAAUUUACAGGAUUAUUGCCUCCUUCACUUGGUAAUCUCACCAAAAUCACGCAUUUAGGCGUUGAAAACAAUUCUUUUAGAGGUGAUGUACCUUCCUUUUUGUCCAACUUCACGAACCUGGAAUUUUUAUCACUUGGCAAUAAUCAAUUUCAUGCUUCUGAGAUCCCUUCCUCUUUAGAAAAUUUGAUUCAUCUGGAAAGGCUUGACCUGGCUCAAAGUUCUUUUACUGGCUGUUUCCCAACUUGGCUCACCAACUUCACCCAACUAAGGUUUAUAGACCUUGGAUUCAAUGAAUUACAAGGCGAACUUCCGAGCUCAAUUGCAAGACUCAAGAACCUUCAGUAUUUGGACAUGAACUCAAACAAUUUGAGUGGUGUAGUGGAGCUAAACACAUUUCUACAGCUUCAGAAUUUAGAGUUUUUGAGUUUAUCCAAUAAUAAGUUGUCGGUGCUGUCAAAAACUAGUGCCAACGCCUCUCUUCCAAAACUUGUCAAAUUAAGACUUGCUUCAUGCAAUCUAACAAUUUUUCCAGACUUUCUCCGCAACCAAGAAGGACUUCAGAUUCUUGACCUUUCCUUCAACCACAUUCAUGGCCAAAUACCCAAGUGGCUGUGGGAAAUGAGCAGGAAGUCUUUGUUGCUUAUAAACCUUUCACAUAACUCUUUAACCAGCUUUGAGGAGCCUCCAUUAGUUCUUCCUUGGUCUAGUCUAAUGCGGAUAGACAUUGGCAACAACAUGCUCCAAGGUUCACUUCCAAUUCCUCCCUUAUCUACAGCUGUAUAUUUAGUCUCCAACAAUUCACUCGGAGGGGAAAUCUCACCACUUUUUUGCAACGUUACUUCUCUUCAAGUUCUUGAUCUGUCUGACAAUAACUUGAGUGGCAUGAUCCCCCAAUGUUUGGCCAACUUCAGCAAUUCUUUGGCGAUAUUGAAUUUGUAUGCCAACAACUUCUGCGGACCAAUCCCUAGCACAUGGGAAAGUGGAAAUAAAUUUCCAGUUCAUCAACUUGGGUCAUAA